Molecule: messenger RNA, 1952 nt
Organism: Orbicella faveolata
Lineage: Eukaryota; Metazoa; Cnidaria; Anthozoa; Scleractinia; Merulinidae
Product: heterogeneous nuclear ribonucleoprotein 87F-like
Biological process (GO): regulation of translation
Molecular function (GO): mRNA binding
Source: RefSeq, a predicted model, not a curated record
UAACACGGUCUCUCUGCGUGUGGUUCGCUUUGCGUUCAGAGCGGUUUACCUUGCGAGUGCCUUCAAAGUUUCUUUUUUUUCCUUCAUAAGAAAACUCGAUUAUUGCGACUUCUGCCGUCGUCGAGAAGACUCGGAGGGGAACAACUGUCAUGACGUCGAAUGGCGGCUAUACAGCGUCUCCUGAUGACAAGGGAAUUGGAUGACGCUUGGAAGCUUCAGUGGUCGAGGCCGGACCAGAGGCUGGGUAACUACUAAUAUAAAUGACAGCUCGACAAGGCUGUAAAGCGCUGGAGUCCUCGAAAAACAUGGUUGACCGAAAAUGGCUGCUGAAAACUGGCAAGAUAAUCCCGAUCUCAAGAAGUUGUACAUUUCUAAACUGAAGCCUGAAACAACAAAUGAUCGUUUGGUGGAGCACUUUGGAAAAUAUGGAGAAGUUACUGAAUGUAAAAUUGUAAAAGACAAUCAAGGUAAUUCAAGGGGCUUUGCCUUUUUGACGUUGUCUGACCAAGCAGCUAUUGAUACCAUCUUAGACGACAAACCGCAAAGCAUUGAUGGCCAGACGGUGUUCAUGAGGAGAGCAAUCCCUAAAGAUGAUCCAAAUCCCCUAGCCCAGGCCAUUACUAAGAAGCUUUUCAUUGGAGGGCUGACUGAGGAGGCGACUGAACAAGACAUCACCAAUGUCCUCUCUAUCUUCACUUCCCAUCAGCCAGAACAAAUUAAACUUAUGCGGGAUAGAAACACCAACAAAUUCAAGGGUUAUGCAUUUGUAAUAUUCCAAAGUGAAGACGUUGUGGACAAGCUAUUUAUCAUCAGGAAUGCCACAAUCAAAGCGAAGCGUGUUGAACUGAAGAAAGCAGAGGAGUUAGGUGCGCCUGGUGCUGGUGGUCGUGGAGGUGCUCGUGGAGGAGGUACCAGAGGUGGCGGAGGUUCCAGAGGUGCCAGAGGUGGCGGCGGUGGUGAAUACAGAGGAAGAGGUACGCGAGGGGGCAGUUAUGGUGCAAACCAUGGUGGUUUUUCUCAAUCUUAUGAUUACAGUUAUGCUGGUUAUGGUGGGGAGUACGAUGGUUAUGGUGGUAGUGGUGGAUUUGAUUACAAUGGCUAUGGCAGUUAUGGUGGCAGUAGCUAUGGUGGUGGUGGUGGUUAUGGUGGUGGUAGCUAUGGCAGUGGUGGAUAUGGUGGAGGCUAUGAUAUGGGGAAUUACAGGUCUGAGGCCUCUGGCUAUGGACCAAACAGGCGUGGACGUGGGCGUGGAGCUGGUGGCGGCGGCGGUGGUGGUGGAUAUCAUCCUUACUGAAGAGUUUUUGAACACUGAUUCAUGCAACAUAUUUUGUUACUGGACCUGUAGUUAAAUGAAGGUGUGUUUUAGUGACCAGACAGUGACUUGAAAUCCAAUGAUCACCUUGCUGUGCUGGAUUAGAUUGGACUUGUACAUGUGUUAUUUUUUUUUUAUUGCAAGAUACUUUACAAUCUGAACGAACUUGAUUCUAUGACUUUAUGCCGAGAUCAGGGACAUGACUAGAACUUUUUGUAGGUUUUUUGGGUUACUGAUCAAUAUUCUGUAGUUAGAUAAUGGCAGAACAUUAUUCUCGGGCAUGUUCUUUCAGGAGUUAUACAGUUUGAUUGAAAAUCAAUUGUUAUAGUUGUCUAAUAUGCAAGUUUUCUAAUUCUUAGAGUAGACAAGUUUGACGGACCUUUCAUAUCAAGAUUUUAACAAUCUUUGUAGUGAAGUGCAUUAUGCAUAUUCAUCUGGAGAAAGAGAUUGUGUCUGCUUAGGGAACAUUUUAAUUUCACACUGCAAUUGAACAUUGUCAGCAUGAAGUUGGGACAAACAUUUCCAUCAUGUAUACAUGUAACUCUUUGUGAUAUUCAUGAAGAUGUGUUGUCUCCUUUGAAGUUGUAUUUAUUGCAUUUUUAACCUUUGUAUAAAAUAAACACUAGUAACAUUUAUUUGA